Closterium sp. Yama58-4 is the source of this 1614-nucleotide messenger RNA. Lineage: Eukaryota; Viridiplantae; Streptophyta; Zygnematophyceae; Desmidiales; Closteriaceae. The record is from the annotation of a GenBank genome assembly.
AUGGCGCGAGUCGUCACACCCAAGUUCGGCGAGUGGGCGGGCAGCAACACGCUGACCCGGCAAGACCGCUACUCCGGCAUAUUCGCCCAAAAGCGCGCCGAGCGCUGCCGCCCGGUCUUCCCCGAGUCUCAAACCGCGCCCGCCGCCCCAGCGCAAUUCACGGCUCCCAGGGAACCCUCCCCUCCGACCAGUCGGAGUCGUCCCGGCGAUUUUGGUUCUAGUACUAUUAAGCUCGCUACUACUGGUACCUCGCCGUCUCUCGCUUCUAUCCGCCGUCGCCAUCGCAACGUCGCCGCCACUAUGCCGGCUUCCACGGCGUCUGCGGCGCUCGCGGCGGUGAGGGCGGCGCGGGAGUCUUCCGGGAUCGCGCGAGUGCCGUCGCACGGCGGAGACUACGGCGCGGGCGACGGCGAAGGCAACGAGUUCUGCCCGUCCGAAAUAAUUAGUACCAGCGGGAAACGCGGCGGCGCCAGCCGUGGCGGGAGAAUCCGCGCCGUCGAUCUGUUCGCGCGGCUCGCGGAGGACUCGACUACUACUAAGCACGACUCCGCAGGUUUCGCGGACGAAUCGCCGGUCUCUUCUGGUAAAAGCAAAGCGGCCACUAAAGCGGCUGCAAGAGGUAGCGUGAAAGGCGGGUCCCUUCGCGGGUCGUAUCGGGGCGGUGGUGCUGGCAGGGCAAAGCCCAAGUCUUUAAAGGAGUACGAGGCGCAGCUACUAAUGCUGGCGGAGCGCCUUCGGCUGGAUGACAGCGCGGAGGACGAGCAGGCGGCGGCGGCGGCGGCGGCGCGGCUGCUGCUGGCGGCGGGGAGGAUGGGCGAUCCCGAGGCGAAGCUUAGACUAGCCGCUGCUGUGCUGGCCAGUCCCGCUCCUGACGCUGCUUCAGUCGCAGAGACUGUGGCUGGGAACUGGCGCGGAAAGAUGGGGAUCAAGCUGAAGAGCCGGGCCAGUGUGAUCGGCGGCAGUGUGAGUGCGAGGAGCAGCGUUGGCGGGAAGCCCGGUGUGGGUGUAAGGAGUGGCAGGGUUGCUCCGAGCGUGGUGGAAACGCGGAUUGCUGCUGAGGUGGAGGAGCUAGUGGCUGCUGCUGAGCUGGCAGUGGAGGCAGUUGAAGUGGUUGAGGCAGAGGUGGAGAAAGCUGGAGAGGAGACUGGCAAGGCGGGAGAUAAGCAGGAAGGAGGGGGGAUAAAGGAGACACGGAGCUGUGCGAGUGGAGAGGACGGUGGCUAUGCUGUAGCUGCCGCACAGGCAGCAGAGCUCAAUUCAGACAGCAAUUCGGAGAAAACCAGAACAGGCUCAGCACCAGGGUCUCCAGUGGCAGAAACUCCGCGUGGGAAGGUAGCUAUGGCAAGGGCUGCUGCACGGGCACUGCUAGCUGCAGCAGGAGCAGCACUGGUUGCAGGCUCAGCAACCAAAGAACGAGUGGGAAGACGAUGGGAGCAGCAGCGCCAUGCCAUAGGGCAUGCUGCACACGCUGUGAUGAGAAGGCGACAGAGGGAUCAGCAGCCAGAGAACUCCAAUGCUAAGGCAGAAGAUCAGGGCAAACGGCAGGGAGUGAGAGGCUCGGAGGAUUUGCGGCAGAACGACAAGAUUGUGGGUAGUGCGGCGAACUUUGUCUGA